This is a messenger RNA of Hylaeus volcanicus, 566 nucleotides long. Its product is annotated as vacuolar ATPase assembly integral membrane protein VMA21 homolog. The coding region runs from base 283 to 543 and encodes 86 amino acids. Gene Ontology annotation, biological process: vacuolar proton-transporting V-type ATPase complex assembly. Lineage: Eukaryota; Metazoa; Arthropoda; Insecta; Hymenoptera; Colletidae. The transcript has 4 exons. Gene Ontology annotation, cellular component: endoplasmic reticulum membrane. The record is from RefSeq and is a predicted model, not a curated record.
AAUAUUCCUAAUCCCAUCAUCCGUGUACGAAAUUUACUGUAUUUUUUUGUAUAAUGAUCAUUUAAAUUACUUGAAUAUAAAACUGUUAAUUUUCUACCGUACAUUACAUAAAAUUUAUAGGCAAUCAUACGUGCUAUGUUAUUUAAUACGUUAUUAAUAAUAUGUACAAUAAUAUGUAAUAUAUAUAUAACUACAUAUAUACAACAUUAAUAUUUAUCAUAACCAAGAAGUACAGAAGUAGGAUUGAAAUUACUGUAUAAAGUUAUCAAUUUUACUUAAAUCAUGUCAAAUAUACAGCAAUUGCCGGAGUUACAAGUCUUCAAAACAGUAUUAUUUCAUUGCUUGAUAAUAAUAGCCUUACCUGUUUUAUCCUUCUUUACUAGCAAGAUUUUUAUAUUUGAUGGUUUAUUGAGACUAAGUCAUGUGCCAAGCAAUGUAUACUCAGCUGGAGUUGCAAUUAUUGUAUUACACGUGGCCCUGGGAGCCUUUAUAUACCGUGCAUAUUUCGAUGAUCAGUCGAAGACACAAACGAAGCGAGAUUAACCCUUUGUUUGUGUUGCACACAU